AUGGGGCGAUUCAUCUGUCUGAGCUUCGGCCUGCUGGUCGUGGGCGUCUCCCUAAGAGGAGCCAAAGGCAGCUGGUGUCCCUCCGAUUGGCUCGCCAGGGAAGGGUUUUGCUACAAGCUGUUCAAUAUAUUCAAGAAUUGGAAAUAUUCAGAGGUCAGAAGUGCUUGUGUGUGCCUGCGGGUCUCCUAG
This is a messenger RNA of Protobothrops mucrosquamatus (brown spotted pit viper), 189 nucleotides long. RefSeq names its product C-type lectin BiL-like. The coding region runs from base 1 to 189 and encodes 62 amino acids. NCBI's taxonomy places the organism in Eukaryota, Metazoa, Chordata, Lepidosauria, Squamata, Viperidae. The transcript has 2 exons. The record is from RefSeq and is a predicted model, not a curated record.